CGCAGCGCUCCGGCCCUGGUCGCGGGACCGAAUCCCUCCCGCGGCGCCGGGCGGUGCGGACCGGCCCCUCCGCCUCCACGCGCGCGCGCUCCGCCGCUUCGCCCAUCGCGCCGUGCCGCGCCGCGCCGCGUCGGCAGCCUCUCUCCGAGCCCGCAGCCGGGACUCUGGCGUGCAGCGCGGGCCUCGGCGGGGCCUGGCGCCCCGGUCCGGGAGGAUGCGGCCCGCGGCGGCCCGGGAGCUGAGCAGGGCCCCCGAGCCGGCCCCCGCGGGCCCCGGCUUCUGGAGCCGCAGACGCUGCCCCGCCCCUGAGAGACAUGACUUCCAAGCCGCAUUCCGACUGGAUUCCCUACAGUGUCUUAGAUGAUGAGGGCAGCAACCUGAGGCAGCAGAAGCUUGACCGGCAGCGGGCCCUGCUGGAGCAGAAGCAGAAGAAGAAGCGCCAGGAGCCCCUGAUGGUGCAGGCCAAUGCCGAUGGGCGGCCCCGGAGUCGGCGGGCACGGCAGUCAGAGGAGCAGGCCCCCCUGGUGGAGUCCUGCCUCAGCAGCAGUGGCAGUGCCAGCUACCAAGUUCAAGAGGCCGACCCACUUGCUGGUGUGCAACUGGGAGCCGCCCGCCCACCAGCACCAGUCUCUGCCGAGAGAACCAAGGCAGCAGCUGCGCCAGGGGGCCAGGGCGGGGCCUCUAGGAAGGAGAAGAAGGGGAAGCACAAAGGCACCAGAGGGCCAGCAGCACUGGCAGAAGACAAGCCUGAGGCCCGAGGCCCGGUGCAGAUCCUGACUGUGGGCCAGUCAGAUCAUGCGCAGGACACUGGGGAGACGACAGCCGGUGGGUGUGCGUGGCCCAGCAGGCAGGACCUCCGUGCCACAAUGCAGAAGAAAGGUGUCUCCAGCAGCAUGAGUUUUGAAGAGGAAGAGGAGGAUGAGGACGAGAACAGCUCCAGCUCCUCCCAGCUAAACAGCAACACACGCCCGAGCUCCGCUACAAGCAGGAAGUCGGCCAGGGAGGCAGCCUCAGCCCCCAGCCCAACCGCCCAGGAGCCACCGGGAGAUGUUGAGGUCCAGGACCUUGAGGAGUUUGCGCUGAGGCCAGCCCCACAGGGUAUCACCAUCAAGUGCCGCAUCACGCGGGACAAGAAGGGAAUGGACCGGGGGAUGUACCCUACCUACUUUCUGCACCUGGACCGUGAGGAUGGGAAGAAGGUGUUCCUCCUAGCCGGAAGGAAGAGAAAGAAGAGUAAAACUUCCAAUUACCUCAUAUCUGUGGACCCAACAGACUUGUCUCGAGGCGGGGACAGCUACAUCGGGAAACUGCGGUCCAACCUCAUGGGCACCAAGUUCACUGUUUAUGACAACGGAGUCAACCCUCAGAAGGCAUCCUCCUCUACUUUGGAGAGUGGAACCUUGCGUCAGGAGCUAGCAGCCGUGUGCUACGAGACGAACGUCUUAGGUUUCAAGGGACCACGGAAGAUGAGUGUGAUUGUCCCCGGCAUGAACAUGGUUCAUGAGAGAGUCUCUAUCCGGCCCCGCAACGAGCAAGAGAUGCUACUAGCACGCUGGCAGAAUAAGAACAUGGAGAGUAUCAUUGAGCUACAAAACAAGACGCCUGUCUGGAAUGAUGACACACAGUCCUACGUCCUCAACUUCCAUGGGCGCGUCACACAGGCCUCCGUGAAGAACUUCCAGAUCAUCCAUGGCAAUGACCCGGACUACAUCGUGAUGCAGUUUGGCCGUGUGGCAGAGGAUGUGUUCACCAUGGACUACAACUACCCACUGUGUGCGCUGCAGGCCUUCGCCAUCGCCCUGUCCAGCUUCGACAGCAAGCUCGCCUGCGAGUAGAGGCUCCCGUGCCCUUUGGGGUUCCCCGGCCUGGAAUGGAGCCACCUGCCUGCGGAGACAGC
Manis javanica (Malayan pangolin) is the source of this 1897-nucleotide messenger RNA. RefSeq names its product TUB bipartite transcription factor (gene TUB). The record is from RefSeq and is a predicted model, not a curated record. NCBI's taxonomy places the organism in Eukaryota, Metazoa, Chordata, Mammalia, Pholidota, Manidae. Gene Ontology annotation, cellular component: cilium. Gene Ontology annotation, biological process: protein localization to cilium.